CAUUAUGUCAAUAACAAGCUAGGAAAUGGGAGCAAGUCACGUUAUUCCAACAGUAUCAAAAGAAGUUACGCGGUGUCUAAAUGGAUAUGAAUGUAUGUACGUCCUGCUGUUUGGGGAGCUUGUGCUACGAUCUACUCCAUAUGGAUUUCUAAUAUUCAAUAUGGGGCUUUAACCUCAGCAACAUUAACUUACCUUAUUUGAAAUGAAGCCAAGAACUGUUUCAAGGUCUUCCAGGUCUAAGUCACAAGAUUCUAAGCUCGAUGACAACGGUCCUAAAAAAACUAAAGAAAAACAUCAGAAACGGACGCCUUCUUCUAUCAGAUCUUUAACUGGAAAGAUUUUCUACUUGGAUUUACCCUCGAACAAACGAAGCACAAGACUUGAAAAUGACAUCCAAACGCUUGGAGGGACGGUUGAGAAGUUCUUCAGCAAAGACAUUAGGUAUCUGGUCAGCAGCAAACCUGAGGCUCGCUAUGUGCACCGACUGGUGCGGGAGUCUCCAGUCCCCAGCCCGGAGUCGAUGCUCAGCUCCCCUCGCCCCAGCAGCAGCAAGGAGGGACACAGGAGCAGCUCCCAGGGACCCACAGACGCAGUGCAGGUCAGUCGAGGGAAGAAGCUGGUGGAGAAGGUGAUAAAGGAGCAGGAGCGCAUUCAGAUCAACAAGAUGUUGUCCAAUGCGCUGGAAUGGGGAGUGAAAAUCGUCCACAUAGAAGACAUGAUCGCCUAUAUUGAAAAGAAGAAACCUGCCAUUUCUGCAGAGCAGAAGACAAUCCCUAAUGACAAGAAAACAGCCAAGCCAGCAUGUUAUGGACGGACUUCUCAGAAACACAGUGCUAGCAGAAUCAGUAAGCCUUUUGUGAAAGUGGAGGACUCUAGUAGGCGGUACAGACCCCUCUAUCUGCACAUGGCCCAUAUGCCUGUGUGUAGCUACAACUCGGCUCCCCCUGCCAGCCCUUUCCAAAUAGAGGACAAGAGAAACUCCACACAUGGGCCAGAGGGAAAAGAGCCUGCUGGAAAAAGCAAAUAUCGAGCGCGUGAGAGGAGAGAGAAGAAGAAGGGAGGGUACUGUGAAUGCUGUGGAGUCAAAUAUGACAAACUCCAAGGGCAUCUGAAAGGAGAACAGCACCAGUCGUUUGUGGCCGGAGAUCACUACCAGAAGCUGGACGCCCUCGUGGCACAGUUACCUUGGCCGUUUGCACAAGAGCGACCAACACAGAGGGUGAAGUGCAGUGUGCCCAUCUCCCCCAUUUGUGUGUCGGUCGUCAGUCGAGACCGAACCGAGGAAGCUGGAAGAAGCGAUAAAGGAGGACGUGGAGGACGAGCACAGCGGAGUCCGAGCUUGGGCGCAUCAUGUUCGUCACAGCAAAAGCGAAGCAGGGAAUCCCUCUCUGGAAAGAACAGAGACUCGUCAGAGGAGGCUCUUGAUGUUCCGGAAUCUUCCAGGAGCAAACGGGGCUCCUUCAUGUGGGAGUCCUGCCCCACGCUGUUGAGGGCUCUGGGCGACUCCUCCAUCUUAGACUCGGACAAAGUGGAGGAUGCCGUUGCCACGGAAACGACCUCUGGACCGCAGCAGCGCGUCAAGGGCAGGAAUCUGAGACGCACGUGUCGCAGAAAGAGACGUAGUCCACUUGGUUCUCACACAGGUGAGGAGAAACACGCCGACACUCUUCGGACUGAAGCUGCACCGUGUGAGGAGAUGGUGACCUCAGGUGGGCUGGAGCAGGACUCGCCAGGUCAGUCAGCACGGCACAAAACUGUCCUCGUCACUCGGCAGGACUCUGUACAGGGCAAACCUGUAGACAUCAUGCAUUUGGACAUUUCACAACAGGAGGUCAUACAGGUGAAACCUGUAGCCACCGAAAAGCAGGACUCAUCACGGGGGGACCGUGAAGACCACACACAGCAGGACUUCACAGAGGAGAAACCUCUAGGCACCACACAACAGGAAUCAUUGCUGGUCAAACCUGUAGGCGUUACACAGCAGGAGUCGAUACCUGAGAAAUCUGUAAAGGUCACAGAGCUUCAGCCAUGUCGAACUUUCAAACCUGCUGUCACAAGACGGCAGCAACGGCAGCAACAGCAGCUGCCGCAGCAGCUGCCAGUCAGAUCAAAAAAGAGGCCUGUGGACUCUGUAGACAGCAAGCCAGAACAGACUCAAAAUUCUGCCGAUGUGCCAAACCCCACACCAAACGCACUUCAGGACGCCGCGGAGCAUAGGACCGCUGGAGCCUGUGGCCCCCUGCGGAGGAGAAUCCGGGCUGAAAGGAGCUGGAGGAGAGGCAGGUCCCUCUCUGAUAGGCCUCCACCCCCUGUGCCGCUCGGAACGGAGGAGUCUGAGGACUCUGCCCUGUGGCAACUCUUCCAGGCGAGCGAUGACAUGGAGGAGGACUUUCCAGGAUUUGCUGAAUAAGGAAGGGACGGACAAUAUGCAGGGUGCUGUUGAGCUGGUGGGAGGAAGUGGUCUGUAGAAGACUUGGUCAGUUCCGCAGCUACUUCAAGAGAUUUUUAAUGGAAGAGACAUUUUGACCUGUGUAGGUCCAAAAUCUUUUUUUAUUCUAGUUUUUUUUAAACGACAGGCAAAUUUCACCGGCCUUAACUAAAGGUGUCUGUGCUUGUGCACAUUUUAAUUUUGUUUAUACAUACGUGGAUAUGUAUUCCUAAAUGAAUUCCACAUUAAAUGAGGUCAAAUUCUUUUAAAACAUUGUGUUCUGUUUUGAGGACGUUCAAAAGUGUACAUUAUUACAACCACUCUGCUCGUUUGUGAGAGGGUGUGAAAAUUGGCAAU
Molecule: messenger RNA, 2785 nt
Organism: Sardina pilchardus (European sardine)
Lineage: Eukaryota; Metazoa; Chordata; Actinopteri; Clupeiformes; Clupeidae
Gene: dbf4
Product: DBF4-CDC7 kinase regulatory subunit
Exons: 13
Coding region: 203-2410 (735 amino acids)
Biological process (GO): regulation of cell cycle phase transition; positive regulation of nuclear cell cycle DNA replication
Cellular component (GO): Dbf4-dependent protein kinase complex
Molecular function (GO): zinc ion binding; protein serine/threonine kinase activator activity; nucleic acid binding
Source: RefSeq, a predicted model, not a curated record